Helianthus annuus (common sunflower) is the source of this 2193-nucleotide messenger RNA. RefSeq lists its product as uncharacterized. The transcript has a single exon. The record is from RefSeq and is a predicted model, not a curated record. Lineage: Eukaryota; Viridiplantae; Streptophyta; Magnoliopsida; Asterales; Asteraceae. The coding region runs from base 1 to 2193 and encodes 730 amino acids.
AUGAUUUUCGACUCCCCUAACGACGCCAUGCCAUGGGUCGGCUUGUAUAUUGCAGUUGCAUCCGUGAUAUGCAUCCUUGCAAUAGCAGCUGAUGUUGUCCAAGGUUUUCGGCAAUGGAAGCUCUGGUUUCCAAAUAGAUUUUUCACACUUAAUGCUGCUACGAUCACACUUGUUGCGAUAGCUAUGAAACCAGUCGUGGAUCUCCCUAAUGAAGUGCCUGAUUAUAAAGCUAAUAAUUUUAAGGUAGUCAGCAUGAGUUUCUUGAUCACAAUGCUAGGCAAUCUUCUCCCUUCUCUAGGACUUUUGGAUGGCAGAGAGCUUCUAAUGAACAUGGUGGCUUUGGGUAUCCUUAUUAUCACCAUUUUUGUAAAUUUUGUGAUCCAGUUUGAUAUAUCAAACUUGGUGUCUACAUUUCUUUUGAUCUUUAUUACUCUAUGGCCAUUUUCAGUUGCUGUAACAGUUUCAGCAACUAGAAAAAACUUGGAACACCGGUACAAGGAGUCCCAAUCAUUGGUUUCAUGUCAUCAAGAGAAAAUGUUUUCCUACAAGGAACACAAACGUCUUGUUAAAAAGUAUUGGAUGAUGACAGAAACUCAUAACCCCCAAUUUGUAAUUGCUUGUUCGCCAAUUUCUUCUGCUUUCGGGGUUAUAUGCUCGUUCUUUGGCUUACGUGGAGUGUUCCAAAUAUAUGUCCUAUGUGCAGGUGACAUUACAUUUACAGACUCUGUUAUUUCAGAUUAUAAGUGGUCAUCGGACAUAAUUGUGUGGGUGCAAACAAUUGGGAUUGUAUUAGGCGGUAUUGCACCAACUUUUAGAUGUUUCACAUCUAUUGGUCAUUACAACCUCUCCAAGAAAUGGAGCAAGAACCAGUUAAACGUGUUUCGAGUCGAGAAACAUUGGAUUGAAACGCUCCAAAAGUGGAAGCGUAGUCAUGUUCACUUACAUAUUCCGGGCCACCAUUGCAAAAUAGUUUUUCAUUAUAUAAAAAACACCAUUUUGAACAUUUGGAUAACAAUUCAUAUUGGGGUUUUGAUUAUAUGUAAAAUAAUAUGUCUCAUUCCGAGAACAUUUCUCAUCUUGCUCUCUUGUUGCUGGCAUUUUAUUAAGUCAUUUUUGAAAAGGUUUAAAAAUGUAGCAAAUGCAUCAAGUAACAAUAUGAGCUUAGGAAUAGAAGAAUAUGCUAGGUAUGUUGUACAAAUAGAAGAGGAUGCAAAGCUUUCAAACAGGAUACUAAGAAAUACGCUCCAUUCUAUAACUAAACUCCUAGAUAAGUCUGAAAAGAAAGAGCCACUGAAUCUAGUGAAACUUUUGGAGAAAUCGACUGGAGUUAAUGGAGUAGUAAAGUUUGACAAUGACCAAGUCCCACCUUUAUAUCCUGAAGAAAUCAACAAUUGUUGGAGUCUUGUAGUAGUAACUUUGACAUCUAUUGCCAUAGCACUUCCAAACGUUGCAAAUGGUCAUUUCAAGAGGUUACUUGUCAGCGUGAGGGAAGGCCUCCAAAUUAUAAGACACGUUGAAGAAUGUCUCAAUGCAGAUGAGGACUUGGAAAAGGCAAGAAAAGCAGCAAAACACGCGUGGGUAGAAGUUGAAAUGUACCGUAGUUGGCUUCAAAUUGAACUUCAAAAAUUGGCCCAGAAAGGAAAAUGUUCGAAGGAGAUUCUUAACUGGUUGGGUGAUGAAGCAGCAAAAAUUGUGAUACAAUUUAAAAGUAUCAAAAGGCCAAGUAUAGAUCACUCACCUUAUAAGUUUAUACUUGCAAGUUCCAUGUAUAGAAUUAGCCAGUCUAUAUUGCUAGAAUGCAAUGAGCAAGAAAAUUUGUCGAGGAGUGAUGAAGAACUUUUUGAAUGGAUAUCAACUAUGAUUGCAGCUAUAUUAUCUGCUUGCUUUACCAACUUACCCCAUGUCAUAAACAUGAAGUGUCAUCACCGUGCGAUCGAGAAAAGAGAAGACAACAUUCGAAAUGCAGCCCAGCUUCUUGGUAAAUCAAAAAAGAUCCUUAAGAUCCUUAAGGCGCGUCAACUUCCUAACAUAGAUCUAGACUCAAUGGCAUACGUUGAUAAGUGGCAUGAAUUAACAAUUAGUCAACUACCUAAUGCUGGUCAACCCAAUGGUGUCAACACUAGUGCUUCUACAACCAUGAUUGAACGAGAUUCUUCGAGUUCUGUUGAAUCCUUCACAAUAAGUUUUAUGUAA